Molecule: messenger RNA, 599 nt
Organism: Fragaria vesca subsp. vesca
Lineage: Eukaryota; Viridiplantae; Streptophyta; Magnoliopsida; Rosales; Rosaceae
Product: early nodulin-like protein 1-like
Exons: 2
Coding region: 57-599 (180 amino acids)
Cellular component (GO): plasma membrane
Molecular function (GO): electron transfer activity
Source: RefSeq, a predicted model, not a curated record
AUCAUCCUUCUUCUGCUUUUGAAACUAGAAACUUCAAACUUGAAUCAACAUCAUCAAUGGCUUCCAAGACAAUCUGUCUUCCAGCUCUCUCCCUACUCUUCCUGCUGUUUGCUCUCUCCGAAGCGAGAGAAGUCACGGUCGAUGGUUGGACAGUCCAAAAUUCCGAUCACUUGACCAAGUGGACUCACAGGCACCAUUUCACCGCUGGCGAUGUUCUUAAAUGGAACACGAGCACAUCCAAGAGUUUUGACCCUCCAGUCCUGCAAGUGACAAAGGAGGCGUUUGAGAGCUGUGACAUAUCAAACCCACUCAAGGCUAACGUAACGGAGGUCACUCUGAACCCUGCUGGUAUGUUCUACUUCAUUAGCGGUGUUAAGGAGAAUUGUGACAAGGGAUUGAAGAUAACUGUGAAGGUUCAUGCUCAUCGUAAUAAAGAUCAUGGAGCUCCUGCUCCGGCACCCGCUCUUGCUCCAGAGAUGAAUAAUCUAGCAUCAGCGCCAGCAGCAGCGCCAACCAGUGCUGCACCUCAUGUAUUUAUUGGUGUUGGGUUUAUGGCUUUUGUUGUGAUUGGGGUUGUAGGUGUAGUAGGGAUGGUUUGA